Toxorhynchites rutilus septentrionalis is the source of this 3411-nucleotide messenger RNA. RefSeq lists its product as uncharacterized. Gene Ontology annotation, molecular function: nucleic acid binding. Gene Ontology annotation, biological process: DNA integration. Lineage: Eukaryota; Metazoa; Arthropoda; Insecta; Diptera; Culicidae. The transcript has a single exon. The coding region runs from base 1 to 3411 and encodes 1136 amino acids. The record is from RefSeq and is a predicted model, not a curated record.
AUGCCCUUUGGAAUCGACCACCUCUUUGUAUUCACGGUGAAUCUUCCGACCUUGACGGUGAAUACAAAGGGGUGGUCGAUUCCAAAGGGCAUUGAACUGGCCGAUCCUGCAUUCUUCCAAUCCAAGGGUGUGGAUAUCGUUUUGGGUAUAGAAGCUUUCUUCGAAUUUUUUGGAACUGGUGGAAAGAUUUCGUUGGGUGAGAGACUGCCCGCAUUGAAUGAGUCAGUCUUCGGCUGGGUAGUAUGUGGAGGCUUGUCGGUACCAAGUCAAUCCAUUCAGGUCAACUGCAACAUAUCCGCUUCGGGAAGUUUGGAGUCCUUGAUUGCUAGAUUUUGGGAAUGUGAAGAGAUUGGAUCAACAAAUCAUUAUUCACCGGAGGAAGUUCAAUGUGAGGAACAUUUUAAGCGAACGGUAAAGCGUGAAAUGGACGGUCGAUAUACAGUGGCUUUGCCCAAGGACGAUGGCGUUCUGAGCAGACUAGGGAAAUCCGAGGAAAUCGCACUACGUCGACUUCAGGGAACGGAAAGAAGAUUAUCACGCGAUUCCAACUUACGGGAUCAGUAUUUGGCUUUCAUGCAGGCAUAUCUUCGACUCGGUCAUAUGCGUAAGGUUGAAAAAGUUUCUGGUGAGGUUCAACGGUGUUAUUUGCCUCAUCACCCGGUAGUCAAGGAAGCCAGUACUACCACAAAACUACGGGUGGUCUUCGAUGCUUCGUGUAAAACCUCAACAGGAGUAUCGUUGAAUGAUGGAUUGCUGGUGGGGCCAGUGAUCCAAGAAGACCUACGAUCGAUCAUCAUUCGGUGCCGCACGAAACAGAUCAUGCUCGUUGCCGAUGUGGAAAAGAUGUUCCGGCAAAUCAACGUCUGUCCAAAGGAUAAAUCCCUGCAAUCUAUUUUGUGGCGUUUUUCUCCCGACGAUGCGCCGGAGAACGAGUUGGGCACAGUAACGUACGGUACUAAGCCAGCACCAUUUCUCGCUACUGGUACUCUCAAGCAGUUAGCCAUGGAUGAAGGCAGUCGUUUUCCAUUAGCAGCAAGGGCGGUGUGCGAGGAUGUAUACAUGGACGACAUCAUCACCGGUACAGAUGAAGUAAUGUCAGCAAUCGAGCUGAGGAUUCAACUCGACAAUAUGAUGAAUUCCGGUGGCUUUCACCUCCGGAAGUGGGCGUCAAAUCAUCCGAUGGUUUUGGAGGGAAUCGCAGAAGAUUCCUUAGCGAUUCGAGACGUGGAGGGUAUCAACUUGGACCCCGAUCCGUCAGUGAAGACACUUGGCCUAACAUGGAUGACGAACACCGACACUUUCAGGUUCCAGUUCAACAUUCCGAUACUUGACACCAGCACAGGACUUUCCAAGCGAAAAAUUCUAUCAGUCAUUGCCACGCUUUUCGACCCUCUUGGUCUCUUGGGUGCUGUCAUAACCAGAGCCAAGACUAUAAUGCAAUUAUUGUGGAUGUUAAAGGAUGAGACCGACGAAAAUUUGAACUGGGAUCACCCAGUCCCUUCGACGGUGGGUGAGACCUGGCGAUGUUAUCACCGACAACUACCGCUAUUGAACGAAAUACGCAUUGAACGCUGCGUGAUCAUACCCGAUGCGAUCUUCGUCGAGAUACAUUGUUUCUCAGAUGCGUCCGAGAAGGCAUAUGGGGCAUGUGUCUACAUAAAGAGCAUGGAUUCGAGUGGAACUAUUAGGGUCAGAUUACUGUCGUCCAAAUCAAGGAUAGCUCCGAUGAAAACCCAAUCCAUCCCGAGAUUAGAGCUUUGUGGGGCACUUCUUGCGGUUUUACUGUACGAGAAGAUUCGUGAUUCGACGAGAAUAGCAGCGCAAAAGUUUUUCUGGACGGAUUCAACGUGUGUCCUUCAUUGGAUAGCAGCUUCCCCAUCCACUUGGAAUGUUUUUGUCGCUAACAGGGUUUCGAAAAUCCAAACGAUAUCCGUUGGCUGUCAGUGGAGACACGUGUCAGGAGCUGAGAAUCCUGCGGACCUCAUUUCCAGGGGUAUAUCUCCUGAGGACAUCGUUGAGAACAAGGUUUGGUGGCAUGGACCAGUUUGGUUGGAGAAGGGUCCCGAUUAUUGGCCAACAUUUCCAGAGAAUUCUACGGUUGAAGAAGGUGAGGAAGAGAAGCGUCGUACAGUAGUAACCAACAUUGCUUCUGGAAUGGUGGAAUUCAACGAUUGGUAUUUUGGGAAGUUUGGAUCGUUCAUUGCAUUAAUCCGGUGUACAGCUUAUUGGCUGAGGUUGAUGAAACUGCUUCGUGAACCAAGAAAUACUCGUAAGGACACGAGAUUUCUUUCCGCAAUCGAGUUGAAAGAGGCAGAAAGGCUGCUAAUUUCAAGGGUGCAACAGGAAUGUUUUCAUCUAGAAUGGAUUUCAUUGUCUAAAGGGGAAAUGGUUCCCCGAAAAUCUCCGCUUCGAUGGUACAACCCAUAUAUAUCCGAGGACGGGUUGAUAAGAGUUGGAGGACGACUGAAGCAUUCAGCGGAAUCCGAAGAAACGAAGCACCCAGUUGUUUUGCCAGCUAGGCAUCAUUUUACGCGAAUCAUUAUAAGGUACUACCACGAGAAGCUGCUUCAUGCAGGACCGCAACUACUAUUAGGAGCUAUAAGACUCCGCUAUUGGCCAUUGGGCGGAAGGAAUCUCGCUCGCUACAUUGUGCAUCACUGCCAGAGGUGUUUCCGAGCAAAGCCGUCUGCAAUACAACAAUUUAUGGGAGAGCUGCCAUCAGCACGGGUCACCGUAUCUCGUCCGUUCUCACGAACGGGCGUUGAUUACUUUGGACCACUUUACCUAAGGGUAGCCCCACGACGACCAGCAGUGAAGGCCUAUGUAGCAAUCUUCGUUUGCAUGUGUACGAAGGCGGUACACUUAGAGCUUGUAAGUGACCUAUCUACCGACCGAUUUCUACAGGCAUUACGGAGAUUCAUUUCAAGAAGAGGAAUAUGCACGGAUAUUUAUUCCGACAAUGGCACUAAUUUCGUCGGAGCUCGAAAUAAACUACGAGAAUUCCUGAUUUUAUUGAAAAAUAGUAGUCACCAUAGUCGAGUUUCGAAGGAAUGUGCCAAUCAAGGGAUUCGAUGGCAUUUUAAUCCCCCCAGUGCACCCCACUUCGGAGGUUUGUGGGAAGCCGCCGUACGAUCUGCUAAAAUCCACCUGCUUAAGGUUCUAGGCGAAAGUGUUGCGACUCCCGAGGAUAUGAGCACUCUACUCGUCCAAAUAGAGGGGUGUCUCAAUUCAAGGCCAUUGACACAGAUGUCUGAGGAUCCAAACGACUUAGAGCCAUUGACGCCUGCCCACUUCUUGAUCGGAACUUCUCUGCAGGCGAUCCCGGAAGAAAAUAUAGAAGCAGUUCCCAGUAAUCGUUUGAACAAAUGGCAGUUGAUUCAAAAACGUCUACAGGAUUUCUGGAAGAGAUGA